Molecule: messenger RNA, 844 nt
Organism: Cokeromyces recurvatus
Lineage: Eukaryota; Fungi; Mucoromycota; Mucoromycetes; Mucorales; Mucoraceae
Exons: 3
Coding region: 101-643 (180 amino acids)
Source: RefSeq, a predicted model, not a curated record
UUUUUUUUGUACACUAUAAUAAUUCAGGUCACCUAAAGGAUAAAAAAAAACUAUCUUUUAUUUUCCCUUUUUCCUUCUUCUCUUUCAUAUAUACACCAUUAUGGAUUAUUCUUUGCAUGCCACUACGACUACUACAACUACGACGACUACUACUUCUUAUUUAGAUAGUGAUCAAAAUCAAAGUCAGAUCAAUACCAAUGAUAAUAUUUUACAGCAACAAAAUAAUAAUAGAUCUUAUGCAAUAUUUAAUAACACGAAUCCAUCUACUUCAAUUCUUUUUGAUAACGCAAGUUCUCCUCCUCUAGAGACUUCACAUUUGAUUAUGAAUACACGACCCAUUACGGAAAUACAAGAGUCUUGGAAUCCGCAUCGACUUCAUCAUUCCGAUGACUUGUAUAAUAGUUCUCCUAUUCCAGCUUUGCCUCAUACGGAACGUGGCAUUGCUGGUUUUGUGUCAAAACUUUAUCAAUGUCUCCAGUCAAAUGAUAAUAAUCAACAAUAUGCAAGAUGGUGUAAACAUGAUGGAAAAGAUAUGUUUAUUAUCGAUCGUAUACCAGGUAAAUAUAUAAAGAGAGAAAGAAAGAGAGAGAGAGUGAGAAAGACCAAUUUUUUUAUGCAUGUAAACACAUAUUACAUAUCUUAAUUUAUUUAUGUAGAAUUUACUGAGGUGGUCUUACCACGUCUUUUUAAACAUUGUAAAUUCCCUUCAUUUGUACGCCAAUUAAACAUUUAUGGAUUUCAAAGAGAUACAGAUGCAAGGAAAUCUAAAGAUACAAAAGAUAAAGAUUCUUGUAGAUGGUAUCAUCCUUGUUUUAGACCAGGUCGAAGAGAUCUGUUUCAUUUG